CGCUCACUUAGUCGAGCAGUUUUGGCCAGAUACUUACUAGAUAGUUACUAGCUAGCACUAAACCAGUUGAACAGUGAAGGAAGGAGGAUGUACAACCCAGGCUACCAGGUGGACGUGAUCGAUCCGUACUACCAGCCGCCCGUGGAGGUGGUGAACGUGAUCGGACCCCCUCCGCCCGUGGAGGUGAUAAUGCCGUCGCCCAUGUAUAGCCAACCGGUGGUCGUGGUGGAGCAGCCCAGCUACAAUCAGCCAGGACCCCCGCCCCCAGGACCCAGCGACGCCGAGUGCUGCAUGCUGCUGGGAGCCUGCUGUGUGAUGGAGGAGUGCGGCCUGUGUGUCAUCUCGUAGGAUUGUGCAGUUGUCAAUCACUUGGUAUAAAUAAGAACUAUGUAAACUAAACGCUAAAUAUAGACUGAAACUAAGGGUGACUAAGCGGA
Molecule: messenger RNA, 437 nt
Organism: Drosophila biarmipes
Lineage: Eukaryota; Metazoa; Arthropoda; Insecta; Diptera; Drosophilidae
Exons: 1
Coding region: 88-348 (86 amino acids)
Source: RefSeq, a predicted model, not a curated record